AUAAUGGUUCCUCAGUCCAUUAUGCCAACCACCAGCAGACCUCAUCAAACAGCACUGAUGCGAGACAGAUCUCCUGUAACGCUUCAACAGAAGAAAGGCUCCGCGCCACAGUAGCAGAGGCCACCAUGUCCUCCGUGGUAGUCGGAAUGGAAGCAAGACCAUCAAACGCUGCAACGCCGCGGGAACUAACUCAAAACCCGCUCAAGAAAAUCUGGAUGCCAUUGCCUUGUAAAAAUGGCCUUCCUGAUGAACGCAUUUGUCAAAGAAUGGUAUGUAUGACCAACUGUCCCACCCUGAUAGUGACGGUGGGCCUCCCGGCCAGAGGAAAGACCUACAUCUCCAAGAAGCUCACCCGCUAUCUCAACUGGAUCGGGGUGCCAACCAAAGAAUUCAAUGUUGGGCAGUACCGGCGGGAGUGUCUGAAGAUCUACAAGUCCUUUGAGUUCUUCCGUCCAGACAAUGAGGAGGGCCUGAAAAUCAGACAGCAGUGUGCGUCAACAGCACUGAAUGAUGUCAGACAGUACCUUGCUGAUGGAGGCCAAGUUGCUGUGUUUGAUGCGACUAACACCACUAGAGAGAGGAGAGAGACAAUCACUGCGUUUGCUGAGCAGAAUGGCUUCAAGGUGUUCUUUGUAGAGUCUGUUUGUGAAGACCCUGAAGUCAUUGCAGAGAACAUUGUGCAAGUGAAGCUGGCCAGCCCUGACUACACCAACUGCAACACAGAGGAUGCUAUGGAGGACUUCAAGAAGAGGAUCAAGUGUUAUGAGAACUCCUAUGAGACCCUGGAUGAGGUUCUGGACAGGCAUCUGUCCUACAUUAAGAUCAUGGAUGUGGGCCGGAGGUACCUGGUGAACCAGGUCCAGGACCACAUCCAGAGCAGGAUUGUCUACUACCUCAUGAACAUCCACAUCACGCCACGCUCCAUCUACCUGUGUCGCCAUGGAGAGAGUGACCUCAACGUCAAGGGCUGCAUUGGAGGAGACUCUGGGCUCUCACCCAGGGGCAAGGAGUUUGCCAAGUAUCUGCAACAGUUCAUCCAGUCUCAGGAGAUCAGUGAUCUGAAGGUGUGGACCAGCCAGAUGAAGAGGACCAUCCAGACAGCUGAGGCUGUGUCUGUACCCUACGAGCAGUGGAAGGCUCUCAACGAGAUAGACGCGGGUGUGUGUGAGGAGAUGAUGUAUGAGGAGAUCCAGCAGCACUACCCUCUGGAGUUUGCAAUGAGGGACCAGGACAAAUACCGCUACCGUUACCCCAAGGGAGAGUCCUAUGAGGACCUGGUGCAGAGGUUAGAGCCGGUCAUCAUGGAGCUGGAGAGGCAGGAGCAUGUCCUGGUCAUCUGUCAUCAGGCUGUCAUGCGCUGCCUGCUGGCCUACUUCCUUGAUAAGACAGCAGAGGAGCUGCCCUACCUGAAGUGCCCACUGCACACCGUGCUGAAGCUCACACCAGUUGCUUAUGGCUGUAAGGUGGAGUCCAUCUACCUAAAUGUGGAUGCAGUGAACACUCACAGAGAACGCCCAGAGAACGUCAACAUUCAUCGCACCACAGAAGAUGCCUUGCAGACAGUCCCAGCUCACCUCUGAAAUCAAAGCCAAUCGGGUUGAAGUUGGGCCUCUUCUGUCUCCCAGAUUUGUCACUACAUGUGUCAUUACUUGUGGCCCUAGUGGUACAGUCUGGAUGUGAUCUGUUCAACAACCCACUCAGCUGAUAUGUUUUUUUUUUGUGGGGUGAUGUCUUCCACUUCUUCUGCCUCUCUUAGCACAACCUCAUCUGCUUUUGGUGUCUGUGUUCAGAGCAAUGUGACCUGGAGGAUCCAGAGCCUUUUGGCAUCUCAAUUGGCCUGUACUCCUGUCUUUCAUAAGUAUAAUUCUCAGUCUACAGCACAUUCAGUCCAAUUGUUAGAGGUCAGAAUAGAAAUGUGAAUACAAUUAACCGUUCUGCUUGCAUUGUAGGGUUUGGGGGUAUGCAUUCACAGAAUUACUCUGACCUAUUACUGCUCCAAUCUCAUGGUAGGAAGAGGCACAAGUCCUUGGUACUAGUUUGGUUUGUGUGUUAAGGCUUUAUGUACAGCUGACAGACUUGUCUAGGAGAGAAAGGGACUGAAAUGUAUUUUUGUAAAGUAUGAACCCCUCAGUAUCUGUUUCCAUUAACUUGUCCAGUUUUUUUGUGUGUUUUUUUUCGACAUUUGGAAAAUAGAUUAGACAAUUGCCCGCUGCAUAGUGUGUGUCCAUUGACUAUUCUAGUGUCGAUUUUAAAAAUAGCAGGAUGUAAUGUCACACCAACAAAACAAACUAGUAUUGAAUAGAAAUAGUGGUUGAAGUGUUUGUAUUACCCAUUUAGGCAAAUUGUACACCCAUUAAUUGGAGACAGCCUGUAUGCUCUCCAACCUAUCGGUUUCAUGUCUCCGGUAGCCCGCAAAAGUCAGCAUUGAUAGAAUGCAAGAAUUUACCUAUAUUUGCCAUAUUCUCUUAAUUAUCAUGUGCCAACAUAUCGCCUUGGUCUGUGCUGUAAAAAAAUUAAAUAAAAAAUAUGAUAGCAAAAUGUGUAGAAUAGCAAGAAAUUUGCUUAACUGCCAAAUUUUCUCUCAGCCUCAUGGCAUAAUGUGAACAAAAGCAUGAGAUGAGCUAUAAAACAGUAUUUUUUUUCUUCUGUGCCCCAUGGCAAAAAGUGUAGAAUUCCAAAGGGGGGGGGGGGUGGGGGUUAGGGUUAGAAACUUGCAUUCCUGUAGAUCUGAAAAAAUUGGAUGGUGAAACUUGCAUCCAGCCAAACAGAAAAGCAAAAGGCAUAGAAAUUCAGCCUUCUUGAAAGUAAGGAUGACGAUCCUGCAAAUAAAUAUUUUUAUAGUUGAAAAAUGGAUUUAGUAGACAUUUAGAAUUAAAUGUGGAGUGGUACUUCAUAGUUGUGUUGACAUCAAGUGCCCUGCGUACUUAAAUUAUUCGGCAAUCAUAAUUGAUUCCAAAAACACUUUCCACCAUUUGUCGCAAUAUAACAAGUUUGACAAAAGAGUACACCCGUCUAACAGAUUUAUUUUUUGAUCUUUCAAAAAUGUCUCCAUUAUCUGCCGUUUCCAUUACGUCACAAAUAUUUUUUAUGCGACGUUGCUUUUGUCGAAUAAACCUGGGUCAAUGGAAACCUG
Messenger RNA from Oncorhynchus kisutch (coho salmon), 3133 nucleotides. Its product is annotated as 6-phosphofructo-2-kinase/fructose-2,6-bisphosphatase 4. The transcript is spliced from 14 exons. Gene Ontology annotation, cellular component: cytosol. The record is from RefSeq and is a predicted model, not a curated record. Bases 126 to 1580 code for a protein of 484 amino acids. Lineage: Eukaryota; Metazoa; Chordata; Actinopteri; Salmoniformes; Salmonidae. Gene Ontology annotation, biological process: fructose metabolic process; fructose 2,6-bisphosphate metabolic process. Gene Ontology annotation, molecular function: 6-phosphofructo-2-kinase activity; ATP binding; fructose-2,6-bisphosphate 2-phosphatase activity.